This is a messenger RNA of Python bivittatus (Burmese python), 1521 nucleotides long. NCBI's taxonomy places the organism in Eukaryota, Metazoa, Chordata, Lepidosauria, Squamata, Pythonidae. The record is from RefSeq and is a predicted model, not a curated record.
UACAGACCUGAUACCGACGGGAAUGAUAUUCUCGCGAGAUUUCAUCGGCUGCGACGAGAUGGUGGCAUUUGGAGAUCUAUUCCUACAUGCAAUUAGGAAUGUGUGCCUCUUUUACAGACCAGUGGCAUGUUGAAGAUAAAUGUCUUGCACCUUUUCCUGAACUUGGGAAGCUUUGUGAUGCUACAAUAAUGUCCUUUGAAACAGAUAGUGAUGGGAAGUGUUUUGCCAAGGUUUCCUUUGGGGAAAAUCAGGAAGAGAAAAUACUUACAACCAAACUCUCCCAGAUCAAAACAAAUAAAACUGCAAAGAAGAACUUAAUAUUCGAUGAUGAAGAUUUGGAAAAGCCUUAUUUUCCUGACCGAAGGCUUCCGUCACCAGCAAUUGCCUUUGAGCUGUCCAAAGACGGAGAAGAGAUCCCUUACACCAUUAAUAGAUAUCUACGUGAUUAUCAAAGAGAAGGGGCCCAGUUUCUUCAUGGACAUUAUGUUCGUAAAAGUGGAUGCAUUCUUGGAGAUGACAUGGGGCUUGGGAAGACAAUCCAGGUUAUUUCAUUUCUGGCUGCAGUGCUAAAGAAAAAGGGGACACGUGCAGAUAUUGAAAAUAAUAUGCCUGAUUUUUUGCUGCGAACAAUGAGAAAAGAAAUGUCAUCUGUUCCAAAGAAAACCUUCUUGAUUGUGGCACCUCUUUCUGUGCUCUAUAAUUGGAAAGAUGAAUUAGAUGUCUGGGGGUACUUCAAGGUUAUAGUUCUGCAUGGCAACAGAAAAGAGUAUGAGUUAAAUCGAAUCAAGCAGGGAAAAUGUGAGAUUGUGCUAACAACCUACGAAGUACUUCGCCUUUAUUUGGAUGAGCUUAACAGUUUACAAUGGUCAGCUGUCAUUGUGGAUGAAGUACAUAGAAUCAAGAAUCCAAAAUCUCAGAUAACUCAGACAAUGAAGGCUCUAAUGUGUAAAGUUCGGUUGGGACUUACUGGGACAAUUUUACAGAACAACAUGAAAGAGCUUUGGUGUGUUAUGGACUGGGCUGUACCUGGGCUCUUGGGUAGCGAAGCAAGUUUCAAGACAGAGUUUUCUGAUCCUGUAGAACUUGGCCAGCGGCACACUGCAACUAAAAGAGAGCUAGCCACAGGCCGAAAGUCAAUGAAGAGGCUAGCUGAAAAACUAUCGGGUUAUUUCUUAAGGCGUACAAAGGCUCUCAUCAAUGAUCAGUUGCCCAAGAAAGAAGACAGAAUGGUAUAUUGUUAUCUGACAGAGUUCCAGAGAACAAUUUAUAAGACUGUAUUGGAGACAGAAGAUGUGCAGUUAGUGCUGCGGGCAUGUGAAUCAUGUAGCUGUAGUAGUGGCCAUAAAAGGAAGAAUUGUUGCUACAAAACAAAUGCUCAUGGCGAAACAAUGAAUGCAUUAUAUUUCAGUUAUUUGACAGUCCUUCGUAAGAUAGCAAAUCAUGCUGCCCUGUUACAGACAGAGAGCGCUAGCAAACAGCAGGUUAGUUUUCUCAAGUCUUUGUUUUCAGCAGUGAUUUGAA